AUGGACACGACCGCAAUGGCAAAGGUCGUGUCGCUCAAGCGACGCAACUUGUCCCGACCCCGCAUGGUCAAGACAGUGCUCAGGCCCAGGCAGAUGAGGUCCAAGGAGUUCAGGCCCGACAAGGACAGGCCCGACAAGGACAGGCACGAACAGAUCAGGCCCAAGCAGAUCAGGUCCAAGGAGUUCAGGACCGACAAGGACAGGCCCGAACAGAUCAGGCCCGAGCAGGUCAGGCCCGAACAGAUCAGGCCCGAGCAGAUCAGGCCCGAGCAGAUCAGACCCAAGCAGAUCAGGCCCAAGCAGAUCAGGCCCAAGCAGAUCAGACCCAAGCAGAUCAGACCCAAGCAGAUCAGGUCCAAGGAGUUCAGGCCCGAGCAGAUCAGGCCCAAGCAGAUCAGGCCUAAGCAGAUCAGGCCCGAGCAGAUUAGGCCUAAGCAGAUCAGGCCCAAGCAGAUCAGACCCAAGCAGAUCAGGUCCAAGGAGUUCAGGCCCGACAAGGACAGGCCCGACAAGGACAGGCCCAAACAGAUCAGGCCCAAGCAGAUCAGGCCCGAACAGAUCAGGUCUAAGCAGAUUAGGCCCGAGCAGAUCAGGCCCAAGCAGAUCAGGCCCGAGCAGAUCAGGCCCAAGCAGAUCAGACCCAAGCAGAUCAGGUCUAAGGCGAUCAGGCCCAAGGCGAUCAGGCCCAAGGCGAUCAGGCCCAAGCAGAUCAGGCCCAAGCAGAUCAGGCCCGAGCAGAUCAGGCCUAACUACAUCAGGUUCACGGAGAUCAGGCCCGAGCAGAUCAGGCCCAAGCAGAUCAGGCCCGAGCAUAUUAAAGGUGUAUGUCCAGUACAGUGUAAUGUGUGUGGACAAGGCGAUUGUCACAGAGGUAGCAGCUCUAUGGAGAACCGGACAUCGAGCUGGUUGCGUUCAUACCUCUCUUGCACAAUCCCUGCGGCGAUGACGACAACCGGUGGGUUCGCCUCCUCCUUUGUGGAUCUGCUUGGUCAGCUCGCCCGCUGCGCCGAGGCCCGGGGUGUGUACCAGCCGGGGCUGGAUGAGGCCUUUGUUCCCCGGUGGAAGGGUCGCUUUGCGGCGCUGGUCCAUCAGAUGAACGCUGACCACAUCCAGCGCCACUUUGGCGGUGUCUGCCUGCGCUCGUCGUAG
Monosiga brevicollis MX1 is the source of this 1149-nucleotide messenger RNA. RefSeq lists its product as uncharacterized. The record is from RefSeq and is a predicted model, not a curated record. Lineage: Eukaryota; Choanoflagellata; Craspedida; Salpingoecidae. Bases 1 to 1149 code for a protein of 382 amino acids. The transcript is spliced from 2 exons.